GGCACAGCACCUGCGCACAGCCAGUCCGAUCGUAGCCGACGGCGCGCGCGUUCCAAUUUUGAAAAUCGAACGAUUUAAACUUCGAACGCGAUUUGAAUUUUAAUCGUUGCACUUUCGAAUUGCAGUUUGUGUUUUGGUGUUAGUGUGUGUUUGUGAUUGUGGAUUUUUUUACAUUAAUAACCAGCGGCAAUGCGACAGUGAAAAAUAAAAAUGGCGUUAAGGACUAAACUAGUGAUCUUAGUGUUAACCUCAUUAAUAACAAACAACCUGUGUGAAAAUGACGUUUUAAAACUCUCAAUCGACGACGGCGAUCUACUAAGAGGCAGCGGCGAAGAAAAAGAAAACCUAGAAAAAGAGAUAGAAUUAGAAGAUAAAUCAGAAUUAGAAGAGUAUACGACUACAGAAUAUGCGACCACAGACGAAGCGUAUAUGGUUACUUUGAAUGAUUUAAGAAUAGAUACGACGGUGGAAAGUACGACGGAGGACAAUGGUGUAGUCAGGACGGCCGUGCCGGAGGAUAUUUAUAAUGCCAGUAACAUUGUUAAGGCAGAAACCACUACUUCACCCCCCACCAGAGCCACAGAGAGCAUGGAGGGGAUGUCCCCCAGGAUUGCAGAGUUCGAUGGGGAGGAGACCAACCAACGGAGCCCUAAGCUGACGGAGAGUGCUAGACCGGAACCCCAACCCCAUGACCAGCCAGUCUUCGACCCCUCUCCCCCAGAAGCUAUUACCCCCCAAGCCACGCUCCGCAACUGGCUUGAGGACCCCUGGCUGCGAGCACCAGCCGGUCUCCUGGUGCCUCUCAGGUCCUCAGCGUUGGUUCGGGCGAGCGCGGUCUGGGACGACCUCAACGAAGAGAGCUUGGGGCUGAGCGACGUGGUGCUCGUCGGCUAUCAUGCUAACGGUAUCAAUUGGAGAUCCCGUCACAACCUUCAAGGCAACGGUGUUAAAAAUGGCUACACGGCUGUAUCUGAUGCCCUAAAUAAGCUCUUGGUUAAAUACCAGGGAUUGUCAGAAACGAGCGACGGAACAAUGCAAGCCCUUAUAUCAGCCACCAAGCUUGUGCCAUAUGACAGUGCAUUAUUUGUAUUGACGGAUAGAGCCCCAGGAGAUCUCCAUAGGCUCCCGUUAGCUGUUAGAGCUCUAGUUGAGAAGCGACUAAAGGUGUAUACGAUCUGGACGAACCCAUCUCUGCCAGCGUUUGACAUAGAGCAACAGAUUCAAGGUCUGAAGAACGUCUCCAAGCAUACCGAGGGAGAAGUGCUGACUUACACACUGGGUUUGGACAUGGGAGCAAGCGACAUGGACCGAAUGCACUCGGAGGUUCAAGCGCAGCCGCGACGGGCCAGACUCAACGCUAUUGAGGAGGACGAAAAAUUUGAAACUCUACUAGUACGAAGAGGUGGAGGAGGUGCCACCUCCUUGGGCAUUCCAGUGGAAUACGGAGUGACAGCUCUGAAGAUAUAUAUCAAGGGGGACGUGGAACAUGCUGUUUUGUACCCUCCCAAUGAUGCUCCUCAAGUGGACCUGUACAACAUGACUUCAGUGCGAGCCUUCUCCGCGGCCUCGAGAACUGAUGAGUUGUCUCCAAGGGAGGUGUUCCUCGUAUUCGCUGGGACUGAUCCUCAGAACGACGCAUUAAAAGUUCUACCAAUGAAGCCAGUGGACUCACCCUCAGCGCAAGCGGGCAUGUGGCAUUUAUCCGUUCGCUGCGACACUUGCAACUACCACCUUCGUGUGUUAGCACGGGCACAGCUCCACUUUCACGCCAGCUUGAAGGCCACAGAUAUGCUGAAGAUCAGGAUUGUGGGUCCAGUUGCGAGUGUGAGGGAGUCAGCGCUAGUCGACGAGUAUGGUGCAGAAUUGACGAAGCUGCCUUUCAGUUAUCAACCUAUAGCUGGCGAUGGUCAAGACGUUCCCCAGGAUAGUCCUAUGACGGAAAUAGAAGAAACAAUACCGCUACCCAACGUGAAGGCUAAAAGGGUCUACGUCAGGAUCCUAGGCAGGGAUAUCAGAGGCGAGCCAUUCGUCCGUCUGUCAGGCCCGCUAAACGAACCUGAGGUGCGCUUGGGCCGCUCCGCCAUCUUGGAAUUUGAAGACCUGGAUCGCGCCGAGGAGGCUAACAUUGCAUUCGCCAGGCUGCGACUAGGCUAUAAUGAUAGCAACGUGUUGCCUUACAAUAGAGCUACGUCGCAGGUCGUGAACCAGCAAGGAACCAUUAUGACUGCCGUGCAGAUAGGUCUCAGUACGAGGUUGUACGGCUCACCAGGGGACAACCUGCAGCUACAUUUCGAGGUGACAAACUACAGGGACCAAUCUGUGAGGUUCUCAUUCGAGGCAAGAGGCGAGCUCAGGUUUUUGACAGGAAUCAGUCCUAGCUCCCAAACUGUACUGAGCGGCCAGACAGUCAACGUGGUUGUGUCCGUAUCAAUCACCAGUACGGCUCAGCCGGGUGCCAGGGAUCUCAUCACAUUCACGGCUAUAGGCAUUGACCAGGUCUCCAUCUCCGCGUACGUCUACGUAGUCAACACAGUAGAUUCAGUCGAUAUUUGGGCUCCGGAACUCAGGCAUACCUUCCAGGGCACGUGCAUCGGUAGGCAGGGAGACGAUUGCGCUCAGCACAUCUGGUCUACCACCAUUACAGCCAGGGAUGCUAGUUCAGGGCUUCUCCGCCUCACCUCAAUACCCAUCGGUCUGGUCUACGACAGCAACUUCAUAUCCGGCACCAGGGAAGAGAUCAGAGCCAUCUACCGGGCUACAUGCUGCGCUCCAAGACUAUCUGUCACGGCUGUGGAUGCUAACGGGAAUGUUAAUAGCUACAUCAUUGACAUAAGCGGCUAUCUAAACUCGGCAUCAAUAGCAGCCAUCACGCUGGGCAUAUUCCUGGCCAUUGCCAUCAUCCUCCUCAUCAUAUUCCUCAUCUACUGGUGCGUGAGGAGACGGAAGGAGUCAAGGGAACUGCCCUAUUCAACCUCUACCAGGAAUUAAAUGUUUAUGUUCACUUCAGCAGUUCUAAGUUAAGGCAAAAGGAGAUAAGUCUGUUUACAGAUUUGAGAAUUUUAGGUAAAGAUAUAUUGUAGAUUAUUAGACUCCGACCACACUAAGUUUGCAUCGUCUUGUCCCUCUAUUGUUCACGUAAAUUUGGCGAGCGACUUAGCGUGACGGACCCUAAAUAACAAUAAAUUGAAAAAAAAAUCCAAGACACAUUUUCCCUAAACAUAGCUAGGGACCAUCUCGACAGGACAGACCAAAUUUUCAAUUAAAAAAUUGCGCUCAAAUCGGUCCUUCAGUUUGGGAGCAACAUAUAACUUAUAAUUAGCGUCAAGGGUUUAAAUAAUAAAGAGAUAAAAAAAAAAUAUUUUGUAAGUCCAAGUCUUAAACUUUUAGGAGAACGAAGUUAAAAUGACAUUAAGUCAAGUAGGAUUUUGAGGUAUUUUUGUGUAGAAACCAAUGUGAUGAGUGUGAUGACAAAGUAGUUUAAGGCACAAAAUGUGUUUAAAUAUAUUUUUUGUAAGUUACCUACCUAUACGUAAAUUAAGUUACAUAAGUUAAGAGUCAGACAGGUAUUUUAAAAUAUGAACAACUGACAAUUCGCAUCCUAUAAAGGACUAACAAAUAAAUAAAUAAAUAUUAGGGGACAUCUUACACAGAUAGAUCGAUUUUAAGUAUAAAACUCCCGUGAGACUCAAACAUAUUAAAUUAUUUUAAACCGGGUCACUCACGUAUUAUUAAGGGUCGGUUGCACCAAACCGUCUGUCACCGUUUUACCGUUCGCUAAAUUUUAUUGUAUGGAAAGUUUCAUAGUUCUCUGCUGCUUGACGUUAAUCAGUCUGUUAAUUGUGGUUGGUGCAACUGGGCCUAAGUCGAAUAGCCGUGCGAGUCGGGCUUUGGCCCGCACUCCGCGGUACACGGCUCGCCCUCGACCAGUGAAGACGUGUCGUGCUCCGUGAAGACGAUCCUCGUAAACUGGAUCGAUACAUGUCGAGCUAUUCGGGAUAAAAACUAUCCUAUGUCCUUCUCAGGGACACAACCUAUCUCUAUGCCAAAUUUCAUCUAAAUCGAUUCAGCGGUUUAAGCGUGAAGAGGGAACACACAGACAGACAGACUUUCGCAUUUAACACUCCGCCAACUGACAACUUCUCCUGACUGUACCAUCAGUUCGUAAACCUUAUUACUAAAGGCAUAAGGUCCUAACAUGGACAGUUAGUGUUGCUGUUUGUACUAUGUUAAACAAUUUUUCAACCUGACUUUAUGUUUAUAGGUAUUUAACAAUAGAAAUAAACAUUCCCAGUAAUAUAAGUUUCAAAAUUGUCUAAACUAAGCAUUUUUCCAUAAUACGGGUAGUAAAACUUGUUGUAUUUAUAAUUAUAUUUAAUAGUUAAGUGUUACUAAUUUGCCGAGCCAUAUUACUUGUAAAAUUGUAAUUGCAAAUAAAUAAUGAUAAUAUU
This is a messenger RNA of Cydia strobilella, 4448 nucleotides long. RefSeq lists its product as uncharacterized. The coding region runs from base 211 to 2988 and encodes 925 amino acids. NCBI's taxonomy places the organism in Eukaryota, Metazoa, Arthropoda, Insecta, Lepidoptera, Tortricidae. The record is from RefSeq and is a predicted model, not a curated record. The transcript is spliced from 21 exons.